CGAUCGGAUCGGGGCCGCGCGCGCAGGCAGUUGAGGCUGCUGCUGAUCAUCAUCACAGAAGCGUCACGUCACGGAUCCGCAGCGACAGCAGAGAUGCUGAGGUGACAGCAGAAGGAGAAAACGGACGAUCUCUGUCGGACAUAUUCGCCCUCCGCUCUGCCGUCUCCGGCCGCCGCCUCCCGACGCCCCGCUAUGGGAUUCCGCUCCGUGUCGUCCCCGCCGUAGAGGAUUUUUGUUGUAACCACACCCGGCUCUUUCUGUGGCUCGAGGAUUUGGCAGCGCAGACCCGAGGGUUCUCCAUCAGCUCCCAGAUGCCCGGCUCAGUGUGAGGCUGCCGGUCGAGGGGGGAAGCAGCGAGGACAGACAGACGGGAUGAGCGGGGGAGCAGAGCAAGCUGACAUCCUUAGCGUGCUCUCCCUGGUCAAGGAACGAUGGAAAGUGGUGAAGAAGAUCGGGGGUGGUGGGUUUGGGGAGAUCUACGAGGCACUGGACCUGCUGACGCGGGUCAGCGUGGCGCUGAAGGUGGAGUCGGCCCAGCAGCCCAAACAGGUGCUGAAGAUGGAGGUCGCCGUGCUCAAGAAGCUCCAAGGCAAAGACCACGUGUGUCGCUUUGUGGGAUGCGGCCGCAACGACCGCUUCAACUACGUGGUGAUGGAGCUUCAGGGUCGUAACCUGGCCGACUUGAGGAGGAGUAUGACUCGGGGAACAUUCAGCAUCAGCACCACCCUUCGUCUGGGUCGCCAGAUUCUGGAGGCAAUAGAGAGCAUCCACUCUGUCGGCUUCCUGCAUCGUGACAUCAAACCGUCCAACUUUGCCAUGGGUCGCUUCCCCAGUACCUGUCGAACCUGCUACAUGCUGGACUUCGGUUUGGCUCGGCAGUUCACCAACUCAUGCCAGGAAGUCCGACCUCCCCGUCCAGUGGCUGGUUUCAGGGGGACAGUUCGCUAUGCAUCUGUCAAUGCACACAAGAAUAAGGAAAUGGGUCGUCACGAUGACCUGUGGUCGCUCUUCUACAUGCUGGUGGAGUUUCUAGUCGGUCAGUUGCCUUGGAGGAAGAUCAAGGACAAAGAACAUGUGGGGAAGCUGAAGGACACUUACGACCACCGUCUGAUGCUCAAACACCUGCCGGCAGAGUUCGGUGUCUUCUUAGAACACAUCUCCACUCUUGACUACUUCACCAAGCCUGACUACCAGCUGCUUAUGUCAGUAUUUGACAACAGCAUGAAAACCUACAACGUUGUGGAAAAUGACCCUUACGACUGGGAGCGGACCAGCACAGAUGGCACCCUGACGAUCAGUGCCAGUGCCACGACGCCGCAACAUCACACCCGCCUCACUCCGGCACACAUGGGUAUGGCGAAUGCCUCCCUGAUCCCUGGAGACCUUCUGAGGGAGAACACAGACGAGGUUCUGCAGGACGAACAGCUCAGCGAUGUGGAGAACAACCCUGCACCCGAGCGCCUGCCGGGUUCCCCCCUCCACCCGCACCGCAACCAGGAGGCUGACGUCUGGGAGGAGCUGGAUCGCAACCGUAACCGCACCAGGACAGCAGUCUGGAAGGCGGCAACGGAGGAGGAACACAGCAACAACCAGUGCAACCAAGGUCACCAGAGCCCCUACACUGGACCGAGCCUGGGUUCCCCUGUCAAACUGCACUCUGAGGUGGUGGCUUCCGAUCGUGACGGUCCUCUGCUGAGGAAACUCCGCAACAUCCACAGUUUUGAGCUGGAGAGGCGGCUUGGUUUGGAGUCCAAACCCAGUCCAGAGCGCUUUGUGGACGCCUGUUCAGCAAAGCAGCAGCUUGGCACCCAGCACCAAGAGAAGGAAGCUGAUGGAGCUGCGAUCAUCCCAGUAACUCAGGGUCAAGCUGUAACUGCCGGGGAGCGUCCGGACAGGAUCUGGCACUAUGAUGAGGAGUUCCGGUCUGGUGGUGGUUCUCCUAAGCCAGCUUCCCCUGGAUCUUUGGAGCAGGGAGAGGGGGCAGUCAGCAGUGGGGGCUUCGUGGCCCUCAAUUUGAGCUCUGGGAGGCAGGACAUUGACUCAAGGGAGUGGGUAAUGGUGGAGAGGCCCAGCGGCUCCCCAGGAGCCAAAGCUACCACCAGCCCUUCAGAGGAGGAUGAAGAGCCAGAAGUGCUCCAACCAGAAGAACAGUCUCCUGGAUGGGAGAAGGGCAGCCCAAGCCCUAGCUCUGGAAAAGCUAAACAAGAAAGCACGGCUUCUUCCAAGGGAAGUGCAAAAAUGGACAAGUUGGAGCUUAGCGUGGGCCCUGUAGGGGCCCUGCCACCCGUCACUCCAACCAGCCCGGCUGAAGCUCUGGCUGAGGGAGUCCUGACUCAGCUCCCCACCUCUCCUCCGUCUCUGCCUGAGGAGGUCGCGGUCCGGACAUCCAGUCCCAUCCCUCUGCGCUCUCCCAGCCCUCACACCCUCCUGACCACCCUGUCGGACCCGCUGCACCAGCGCCAGCAGCCGGGCCUGAGGCGCAGCCAGUCGGCCGACCAGCAGCAGCAGGAACGCCCCUCCUCUUCCUCCUCCUGCCACGCCUCCCUACCUCUGCCAUCAAACCCCGCCCCUGGCACCCGCUCACCCAGUCGCAGGAAACUGCCGGCCAUCCCCGCUGGUGCUGCCAACACCAAGUUUCCCUCAGUCAUACGCAUCACCCGCGCCCAGCUUCAGCAGUUGACGGCUCAGCGCCCCUCUGGGCUGUCCUCCCAGUCGGGAUCAGACAGUGUUCCGCAGUGUCUCCUGCUGGAGAGGCGUGGCGAAGCUGAAACUGAUGCUCAGCAGCUCCAGGAGCAAACAGUGGACAUCAGCUCCCCACAGGACCACGUGCCCACCCACCCGGGGACACCAACGGACCCCCUGGCUGAGAUGCUGGUCAAUGGAGACAGCCACACCAAAGCUCAAAGUCCCGUGCCAAGCCGUGUGUCUUCCCCACGUUCGCCACGCUCGCCUCCACCGCGCUCGCCAUCCUCUCCACGCUCCCCUCGCUCCUCUCGCAGCCCCGUGUUCACCAACGGCCGCCUCUCUCCUUCUGUUAACAGCCAAAGGGAUUUAAGUAACGGAGCUUUCGCCAAGCUAAAAGACCCUGAGAAUGAUUCUGACCCUGCUCCCUGUGCCACAGAGCCUCAGUUUAGGGAGGAGGUGGGUGGAGGAGUGAACCCAGAGCAGCAGACCACCGGUCCGGCCUCUUCCUCCCCCUCUGCCCCCCGCAAAGUCCGCAGGCACAGUCGCAUCCCUGUCCUCGAGCCCUCCAGCCUGCUGGAGCUCCCUCCGCCGGGGUCCGCCAAGGAGAAACUCCUCCAGAAGAAAGCCAACCACCAGGGCCCGGUCCCCUCUCCCACUGCCUCACCGUCCCUCUCCGACCGGCGUGGCCCCAUGGUAGCCUCCCUCGCCAGGGAUCCGCUGUCCUCCACCUCUGACCGCUCUCAGGAUGAGGAUUCUCUGAUGGGCUCCCGCUCAGACCGUCAGGGGGAUGAUGCUCCGUCUCUGUCCUCCUCCUCCAGCCCUUUGUCCCGCAAGAGCCGGAUCCCUCGUCCUGUUCAUUCGGCCUCUUCUGCUGAGCAGCUGGCAUCCCAAUUCCUGCCACGCCCACCUCCUGGAAAACCGCCUUGUCGCUCCACUGUGGAGGGCAGGCUCAGACGCUACCGCAUCCGAGCCGGCAGCACCAGUGACUCAGACCUCCUGACAUGCCUCGCUCAGCUGAUGCAUGGUUCCCGCGGCUCUCCCCUCCACCACCGCUCCUCCACCCAGCACGGCGGCUCCAGGAUGGGCAUCUGCAGCCUGACCAGCUCUCCGCACCACCACCGCAGCUCCAGCGCCUCCCCGCGCAGCUCCUCCUCCCUGCAGCGCUCCGUCAGCUCCUCGCCCUCCCGCCACGAGCACCGCGGCGGCGGGGGAGGGGGCUGCCUGGGCCGCAGCCGCUCGCCUCCCAGCUUCUCCGGCUCGCCGCCUCCCCGCCGCUUCUACCAGCACCACCAGGAGAGCUGCUGCAGCCGGCAGGCACGCACCGGACCCUUCCACCUGUCCAGGGGCAAAGGCUGCAGCCGGGAGGGCAAGUGCUCCAGCAAGCUGAGCAGAUAGUCGCCCACCGGGUUAGUGUUGCCAUAGCAGAGGAUGGGAAGACUCCAGUUAGGAUAGGCACCAGUCAGGAUAAAAGCCUGAGUCUUCCUAUAUAAUCAAAAAAAUAACUUGUUGCCCUUUCAUUUUGCUGUUAGUCUGAACUUUCCACAUCUCACUGAUUCCCAGUGCUCUCUUUAAACCUUAGCAUGCAGGGUUUGUCAUUCAUUUAUGUACCCAGCUAGCCUUUCGAGUGGUACUCCAGCGAUUUAGCUCAGCAUUAAAGCUGCUAGACUUGUGAAAGACAGAUUUUUCAAAAGAGGAGUGAAACUCUGUGUGGCAGAAGCUGAAAUAUCUUGAACUGGAAAAAACGCUGGUUCCUUGCAUGAUUUAUUACUCCAUGAUGUAACAGAGUCACAGAGGACUUUAUACAUACAUCCACAGGCUGGAUGAUGAUACAUAUCGAGCAAACUGAACUAGUUAACGUUUCGUUUUAUGUCCAAUACAACGCUGGAGACCAAAAAGUGAAGCUCUAAAAUGAAACAGUUGCCGUGUUGAAAUAGUGGGCACAUAAAUGAAUGCUUCUCCUGCAUAUUCAACUUGGUUCCAUCCUGCAACACAACUUAUAGUAGCUUAUUUAUCCCCAGUAUUAAUGCACUUGAAUCAAACUGAUGGAAUUUCAGUGUAGCUGAUAAAUUAGAUAUUUGGCUGGGGGUCGACUCAGUUUUCUCCUCUGCUUUUGGAGACAUUGCAGGCAGGGUAUAUUUGCUUUAUGCUAAAUGUGAACGCGUAAAGCCAGAAUUUUGUGUACAGCUGUAUUUAUUGAGAUAUUUAUUUUGAUGCUUAGCGACGCUUACGACUCCUACCCUUCUUCCGUGUGAUCGUGGAUGUGCGGUUUUGUGUCACUCGCGUUAGUUUUUAGUGUUUAAAUCGAAGGGAUUGCUCCAAGUGAGCCUUUAUACAAUCAAUCGUGUAAAGUGCGUGAGGACACACACCUUUUUGUGCCUACUGUGUUGCUAGAGAGGGGAUUUAAUCUGAACGGAGGGAUUACAGGUUUGAAAAGCAAAGCUCCUUUUUGGAUCUUAGUGCAUUUUUCAGUGUUGUAGUAGCAGUAGUAAGCUUAAACAACAUAAGGUGCAUUACUGAUGGGUAAUGUCCAGACACAGAUGUUUGUCUCAGUGUGUGCCUUGGCACUUUGGGCAGCUCAAGGAUUCACUCUGGUGUGUUUGUAAUUCGAAAAAAACAACGACAAAGGAGCCAAAAACUUGACUUGUGCCAGCGGUUAUAAGACAACCCUUUUCAUUAGUGUUCAUUCAUGUAGAAAAGGUAGCAACACAAACGUUUGUAAAUCAAACACAAUUUGAGCAGCAGUUUACUUGAGUACAGAGUAGCUCUUAUUUGUAAUGACAAAAAAAACAGCAAGUAUUUCCUGUUUUAGCUGUCCUGUGUAAAUACCAGGUCAGUGUUUGAGAUUAAACUCUGAACAAAUGUGAAUUUCAGACCUCAAAAAUACACAUUUUGUCAAAUGUUGCUAAAAACGGAGGCCAUAUGUACAUAUAUUUCUCACACCAAAAUGAUGUUCCAUGCCUCCAUGUGCAAGAAUGUUUUUAUUUCAUUUGUGUUUCUCUUGUAUUUAAUAAAAGUACAUACAGUAUGUUUGUGCACAAGUCCAAGGAAUCGGUUUUGUGUUUAGUUUAGGAUUCCUCUCCUCCACAACCUCUUCCCACUCCUCUGCUUGUAAGAUACUGUAAAAUAACUUCAGCUUCCUUCCAGUGCUACUCUUUGCAUGCUUCAACAGAAAAAAAAAUCAACUACUGAGUAAAAAAGGCUGCAUACCACUUAUCACAUAGCAUUUACCUUGUGGAGAUUUGAACCCGGCAGGGGAUUUCCCUACCUGUUGGGUGAGCAAAUUUAAUUUCCGUGACUCUGUAUCUUCUCUGACUCAUCUUUAAUAUUCAUUUCCCCACCUGAUGUUAGUUUUUCAGCGCUUCCUGCACUGACUUGGGAUGAUUGCAUGCGCUGGAAUGUGAUGUUUUUUUUAUCAGCGCAUCGGGUAUAUAUAUAUAUAUAUAUAUUUAUAUAUAUAUAUAUAUAUAUAUACAUGCGAUGCACCAAAUGCAUAUUUAGCAGAAAGAGGAAAAGAGGAAUAGACUGAUGGCCUCUCUUAAGGUAUCGCUGCACACGUGGACGAAAAAUAAAUGAUAUUGCCAAAUAUUUUGAUCGAUUUUGCGGAUGUGGUUCAAAUUGAGAUUGUGGUAAAUAAGGGAGAUGGAAUGGGGCACUUUGCUUUGUAGAUAUAAACCUGUUUUUGUUUGCAGAUCUUGCAGGUACCUACGCUAGCCUCACAGAGCAGCUAUGAUGACUCAUCCUGAAGGCAGACAGCGUUCAGUCAGUCAGCCGCCUUAAUGUCUCUUCUCUGCCCCUCUGUGCGUAGCGAGGGAUGACUGAGCCUUGUCUGUGUUGGAGAUCAUUCCACUAUUAGGCCGAGCCAAGCCUUUUCCCUUCACUUUCCCUCUUGUCUGUAAAUGGCAUGUGCUGCCGUGCCUGUCAGCGUGGGCAGUAUAUCACCACUGGAAAUCACAGCUGACUGGCUUUUUUUGUGCUUACAAAGCCAGAAGAGCUCCCCACCCCACCCGCCCCCUCUGUUUUUGUUUUUUUUUUCUGUGAGAAUGCAUUUAUUGAUCGACUGGUGGGAAUCGGUGAAUAUUUUCAGGGUGCAUUAUUUCGAGGUGUGUCUGUUUGUUAGUGUGUGCUCUCGAGCAGGGCUGUGCAAUUUCUUACGUCGCCAGCAAUCAACUCUCUCCCGCUCUCAAAACUCUCGAUUUCGGGGCUCACGAGAUUUCAAGCUAUUUCAAAGCAAGUUCAGAAACGCUGUUGUGCAGACUUUUAAUAUGUACCUGUAAAAUAUUCAAAGUAAUAUUUAAAUAAAAAGAUCAUUAUUGUACAACCGUAACUUAUACGCUAACAGGCUUCAAUGGAAACGGGAGGAACAGACACUAAACAAGUGCUGCUGGUUUUAAGAGAUAAUCAGAUUUCUUCUCAUGAUUUUGUUAUUAUUGCACAUAAGUGGUGUGUAGUCGUAGUAUUAGUGUUCCAGACGAGAUUUCCUUUGUCACUUUUUUAAAAAAGUGGCUCGCUGAUAGAAAGGUGUCAUAUUUAUAGUAGCUUGUUGGUGUUUGUGGUUCCAGGAAACCACUGACCAACGGAACAAACCCAGCUGUUUUAUUUCAUUUCGAGAAGUGAGAUGGAAACUAAUAAAAGCUUUGGUGUGCACUUGUACACUUCUCAUGUCAUAACAUUGGAUUACUUGUUACUAACUUAUAAAUACUUGACAAAAAUUAUUUAUUGUGACAUUUGCUGAUUUGCUCAUCCGUCAUUCUGACUUUGAUUUUUUUUUUUAAUGGUUGAUAUUUUUGUGUUGUAAUGUACGUCAUGGUUUUGAAAUGUAACUGUACAGUCUCAAGGAAAGAAUGUAACGAGUGGGAGUUUUGCAUUGUAUAUACCUGUAAUUAUUUAUGUUUAUUCUAUCAUUUGUAUCAUAUCAAUGCCUUGUACAGUGUUUUUUUUUCUUUUUGUUUUAAAAUUAUUUUGUAUUUUAUUUUUAUAAACUGGUUAUAAAUAAAAUACUCAUUCCGCAUGCAGACAGAA
Molecule: messenger RNA, 7704 nt
Organism: Amphiprion ocellaris (clown anemonefish)
Lineage: Eukaryota; Metazoa; Chordata; Actinopteri; Pomacentridae
Gene: ttbk2a
Product: tau tubulin kinase 2a
Exons: 16
Coding region: 373-4080 (1235 amino acids)
Biological process (GO): peptidyl-serine phosphorylation; cilium assembly; signal transduction
Cellular component (GO): nucleus; cytoplasm; ciliary basal body
Molecular function (GO): ATP binding; protein serine/threonine kinase activity
Source: RefSeq, a predicted model, not a curated record